Messenger RNA from Oncorhynchus keta (chum salmon), 1475 nucleotides. RefSeq names its product homeobox protein Nkx-2.3-like. Gene Ontology annotation, cellular component: nucleus. Gene Ontology annotation, molecular function: DNA-binding transcription factor activity, RNA polymerase II-specific; RNA polymerase II cis-regulatory region sequence-specific DNA binding. The record is from RefSeq and is a predicted model, not a curated record. Gene Ontology annotation, biological process: cell differentiation; regulation of transcription by RNA polymerase II. NCBI's taxonomy places the organism in Eukaryota, Metazoa, Chordata, Actinopteri, Salmoniformes, Salmonidae.
CCCCAGACCCAGACCCAGUGACAUCACGGGAAGAGACAAGGGGCUUCGCCCAGCCCUGCUCCCAUCUCCAGUUACAAAAACACACAGGAACUCAAUUGUCAAAAGAUCGCACCGCACGGCUGGUUUGUCUAUAGCCUAUGGAGAACCAGGCCACACUUAUAGGACUAAACCUUUAACCAAACCUUUGUUUCUUUUCAUCAGGGGAUGAGUUGGGAUAUCCAGCCGUUUAGCGCGCGCACCUCCGAUUACCGAGCCUCUAAAUCAAGUAUUAUUUAAAACGGGCGAUAUAGUAUCAUAUGUUACUCAGCGGGUUCCAUUUCCUUGAGCGCGAGCAGGACCUCGAUGGCAUGAUGCUCCCGAGCCCGCUCACUUCCACGCCGUUCUCAGUCAAGGAUAUUCUGAAACUCGAACAGCUAGAGCAGCAGCAGAGGCAGCGAUCUCAACAGCACCAAUCUCGACAUCUGGACCCGCUACAGAUCCAACACCUGUCCCACACCCAACAACACUUAGUACACCCGGACUCGACCCAGCAACAGCAGACCCAGUCCCAGCACUUCCAGGCGCCACCGUCCUGUAUGCUUGCUUCAGCGGUCGACAGCCCUCCGUUCUCGGACGGGGAAGACAACAUGGCUUACCUGAGUUCUCUGGCGGCCCAGGACGGGCAUGGAGAGGCCAGUCUGUCCCCGGAGAUGUUCGUCCAUCCCGGGAUGGGUCACCUGAUCGACCCGAAGCUGGAGGUAAACCUGGAGGAUCAGGAAAACAAGAGCUGUGGCGUGGUGUCCAAGCCGCUGGAGGGAGAGGACAGCGGCCAGGGGGACUCGGAUCGGCCGGCCAAGCAGAGAACCAGACGGAAACCCCGGGUCCUCUUCUCCCAAGCCCAGGUGUUCGAGUUAGAGCGACGCUUCAAGCAGCAGCGGUACCUGUCCGCUCCUGAACGAGAACACCUGGCGAGCACUCUCAAACUCACCUCCACGCAGGUCAAAAUCUGGUUCCAGAACCGACGGUACAAGUGUAAGCGGCAGCGGCAGGACAAGUCCCUGGAGCUGGCAGGACACCACCACCCUCCCCCGCCAAGACGAGUCGCGGUGCCGGUCCUGGUCCGGGAUGGGAAGCCCUGUCUGGGCGGGACUCAGAACUACAAUACUCCGUACGGGUCGAACCCCUAUAGUUACAACGGAUACCCGGCCUACACGUACAACAACCCGGCAUACAACAGCAAUUACAGCUGUACUUACACCAGUAUCCCUACUCUCCCGCCAACCACCACGGCUAACCCCUUCAUGGCCAUGAACUUGGGGAACAUUGGGGGGCUUAGCGCCUCUCCACAGCCCCAAACGCACCAAGGGACAGCGGUCACGACAUGUCAGGGCUCACUGCAAGGGAUCCGGGCCUGGUAGCCCCACUCCGGUUACACCUUGGAUAAAACCAGAGCAUUGUUUUACACCCACACAGGUGACAUUAAUCGAAUCCUCUCA